GAGCAGGAAGAAUCAAGAACCGAGAGAGCGAACGAAAGGGAACGUGAGAUAGAAGUGGGAGAGGCUUUUGAAGAGGGCGCGGAGCUGAGCCGUAGGGUGAGAAACUGAGACAGCCACCGCGGCAGAUUGAGAAGUGCGGACAGAGCACUCCCCGGACGGAGUCACUAUGCUGUCCGAUGAAAUAGCGGCUGGAGCGGAGACGGGAACUGACUCGUUGAAACUGUACUGCGUUGUUAUGAUGGAUCAUUGCAUCCUAACCAAUGCCAUGCUUGUAUGAAGGACAAAGGGCAAAAGGGGAAAGUGUUUGUUUGCGGGAUAUACAAUGGAUACGGAUAUCAUCACUUUUACUAAGUGCCCUGGAUCCAAAUGUCACCUCCCCGGGACCCUGCCCCAGCCGGGGCCCAUCCGAGUGUGACCGCAGGCCCGGAGGACCGGGGCGCGCUCCCGCCGCACUGCACCCCUCGAAAUUGGCCUCUGAGCGGGCCCGGCCAUAAUGUGAUGCACCCCGCCGCCAGCAGGGCCUGAUACCCGAGCAGCGCGAGGCGAGCAAGCGUGGAUGGAGCCAGCCGGCGGGGCCAUCGCCCUCUAAUGAGCGCCGCCGCUCCCCGAGCUGAGGACCAGCCAUUAUAGCAGGAUUAUAGCCCUAGUCUUCCUGCGCUAACCCCUUGAACUGCGCCACAUUAGCAUAAGCUAACAGAGGACUGCUUCUUCUGUGGAAUACGCCGUUGCAUUUCACUAUCCCUCUUUUUUUUCCUUUUUCCCCCCCCUUGUUUUUUUUUUUCUUUUUUUUUUUGUACUGCGGUUUUCUUCGUCGUUUCUUCGGUGUUUGCCUGCCUUGGCGUGUGGGGGGCGCAAUUCUUUUUGUCGCUGUCAUUAUGGAGUUUCAGGUGGGACCGUGGAAUAAGGAUUGGCCUUCGUUUCUUAGCUUUUGGCUGACCGUGCUGUUGAGCCUGCACGUGCAGUUCCACCCGGUGGCCUCGUGUCCGACGGAGUGCCGCUGUGACAAAACGUUUGUUUACUGCAACGAGAGGAGCCUGACCUCCGUGCCCUUGGGCGUGCAGGAGGGCUGCAAGACCCUCUACCUGCACAACAACCAGAUCAACAACGCCGGCUUCCCGCUGGAGCUGCACAACGUGGCCUCGGUGGAGACGGUGGUCCUGUACGGCAACCAGCUGGACGAGUUCCCCGUCAACCUGCCGCGGAACAUGCUCAUGCUCCACCUGCAGGAGAACAACAUCCAGACCAUCUCGCGGGCGGCCCUGGCCCAGUUGCCCUUCCUGGAGGAGCUGCACCUGGACGACAACUCCAUCUCCACCGUGGGCGUGGAGGAGGGGGCCUUCCGCGAGGCGCUGGGCCUCAAGAUGCUCUUCCUCACCAAGAACCACCUGAGCAGCGUGCCCAUCGGCCUGCCCGCCGAGCUCAAGGAGCUGCGCCUGGACGAGAACCGCAUCGCCGACAUCCCCGAGGAGGCCUUCCAGAACGUCACCACCCUCCAGCGGCUGCUGCUCGACGGCAACCUGCUGACCGACGAGGGCAUCGCCGUGGGCACCUUCCAGGAGCUGGUGAACCUCCGCGAGCUGUCGCUGGCGCGCAACUCGUUCACCACGCCGCCGCCCAUGCUCCCGGGCGUCUCGCUGGUCAAGCUCAACCUGCAGGAGAACCAGAUGACCAGCAUCCCGGUGACGGCCUUCGCCGGGCUGCACCGGCUCGAGCGGCUGGACAUCUCCAACAACCAGCUGCAGUCGCUGCCCCAGGGGGUGUUCGACAGCCUGGUCAGCCUGCGGCAGCUCAGCGUGCGGGGCAACCUCUGGCACUGCGACUGCUCCAUCAGGUGGGUGAUCGCGUGGCUCAAGUCCCUGCCGUCCACCAUCAACGUGCGCGGCUUCACGUGCCAGAGCCCGGAGAGGGUGCGCGGCAUGGUGAUCCGAGAGCUCACGCUGGAUGCCAUCCAGUGCCCAGCUGGCACGGAGCUCGAGCCUUGGCCAACUCAACCGCCGCCACCGUCCCCCUCCCAGCCGCGGAGAACCACCACCAGCCGUCCAGCCCUCCAGACCACGACCUCCAUCUCCCCCACCUCCACCAUGUUCUACCCCCCAACACCCAACGCGACGCCCCCAGCGCCGGGCGUACCAGGCCUGCCCUCUGGCCCUCGUCCUCCGUACGAGGACUCCCUGCAGAUCUCCUUCCACAUCGUCAACUCCUCCUGCAUCGAGGUGAGCUGGGCCUCCUACUUCACGGUCACGGCCUACAAGGUGACGUGGGUGAAGAUGGGCCAGGCGCUGAUGAGCGACGUCACCCGGGAGACCACGGUGCCCGGCGACCGCCGCAAGCUGACGCUCGUCGGCCUGGAGCCGCGCUCCACCUACCGCGUCUGCGUCUACGUGCUGGACACCCUCAACGACUACCGGCCGGGCGAGGACACCAUCUGCUCGGAGGCCAAGACCAAGUCCUUCAGCAAGGCGACGGGGACGGAGCCGGCCGCGCAGCAGGACUCCAGCUCCACGCUGCUGCUGGCCGGCGUCAUCGGCGGAGCCGUGCUGCUCGUGCUGGUGACGCUGCUGAGCCUCUUCUGCUGGCACAUGCACAAGAAGAGCCGGACGGCGUCGUCCAAGUGGAAAUACAACCGCGGCCGGAGAAAAGACGACUACUGCGAGGCGGGGACCAAAAAGGAUAACUCCAUCCUGGAGAUGACUGAAACCAGCUUUCAGAUAGUGUCCUUGAACAAUGAACAGCUUUUAAAGGGAGACUUCCGGAUCCAGCCCAUCUACACGCCUAAUGGGGGCAUCGGCUUCCGAGAUUGUCACCUCAGUAACAACAGCAUAGCAUACUGCAAGAGCAGCAACGUUCCCAGCAUGGAAUUCUGCCACACGUGAUGAUUAUCAGUGGGAUGCUACAAACUGUUUGUUUAAAAAAAAAAAUGUGUAGUAAAAUAUACUGUACAAUAUAUAUUUCCAAGUUCAGUCUACAAUGUAAUUUAUACUGUGGACAAUUAUGUGGAAUUCUGCUAUCUUUUUUAUUCUUAGUAAAAAUUAAACUACAAAUGAUUUUCUAACUAGAGGGGAUGGACAUGGUUUUGGCUCUCACGGACAGUACAGAUGAAUUGUACAAUCAUGGUGUGCUGGCUUCUCCAUUCAAGAAAUCCUGUCGGGCUGGUCUCUCCCUAGGCGCUAGGGGAGCUGGGAUACUUUGCUAACCACAGAAGCAAAAAUAUGCCCUCUGUGCUAAAACACAGCCACCCCUUCACAGAACGGUAGUUAAGAUAACACGGUGGUUGCGAAACACAAACAACCCUGAUUAGCCUAACGUGGAAAAUAAGACCUGGUGUUAUUUUUUUUUCCCUCUUCUCCUUAAAAGAAUUGAAAAGUGCACUUUCCUAAAGCGUCGGACAAGAGUGUGUCUGUGCGUGUGCUUGUCUGUGUGUGUGUGUGUGUGUGUGUGUGUGUGUGUGUGUGUGUGUGUGUGUCUGUAUGUAUGGGCGCGCGCGUGUGUGUGUGCGUGCGCACAUGGUUGUUCAGGAAAUGAGCUUUUGUUGAAGUUACACCAGGGAAAGUGUGUGAGGGGGCACACUUUUCCAGCAGCCCACGAGUCUCAGAGGGACCGAGCAAACAAUGCUGAAUGCGGUAGGGAAAAUGCCAGAGGUGUUUGUUCCCUCGGCCGGGUGUUUAUUCAGCCAUGUGUUUUCUUAUGUGUUUGAACAUCUACCACCAGGGGGCAGCACGCCUCAGCCCAUACAGAGGACAGCCAAGGAGGCAGAUAGUUAGUCUCAAAUCCCUUCUUCUUCUCCUGAUGCAAGGGAACCUGCUACUCUCUGCCAUGCUCUUUCAUACUCACGUUCAUACUCGUCGCACGUUACUACUCCUCGUCAAGAGUAUUUCUAAGAGUAUGACACACUCCUUUAGAGGUCAUUUAAGAUGUGAAAUCAUUUAAAACUAGUAGUGCACUACACGUGUUGGUUCAUUCAACCAAUCGAUUUCUGCUACUAUAUCUACAAGGCUGGUGCGGUUGCCCGUAAAACAUCAAACAUCUGUCAGAAGGACCAGACAUACCUCCAUUUUAUGGAUUUCCCUGCUUUUAUGCUUCACUCAUCAUAAUUAUUUUUAGAGCAUUAAGUAAUUAGGUCAUUGCUUUGUGGAGAGUUAAUGAAGUUUUGAAGAGGUACGCUGUGAAGCACGCGCCAUCUUUGAGUUCGUCUACGUUUCAUGGUUAUUAAGACAGCUUUUUAAAAGAUGCCAUCAGGUCAGAUUGACAGUGAAAUGGAAACUGACUACAAAUGUUGAUUUACAAUAGAGGCCCCUGGCAAAGGUUCGCAGCUCCCUCGUCUAAAAGUGUUAUAGACCCCCGCAUGAGGGCAAUUAAAACAGAGGCUGUUCAUAGUUACAGGCGCACACUGACAAAGAAAAACCUUUAUUAUACGCGCUUGCUCACGGAUUUGAUUUGCUUUGACAAGACUUUUUUUUCCUCGUAGGACCUAGUUCAAAGACCUGCCCCUCACCCUCCACCCCUUUCACCACUGAGCACAAACACACACAGACACACACACACACACACACACACUCACUUUCUUUCACAUACCCACACAGUCAUGCACAGGCUACAAUUCCCAGCCCCCUUCCUGCUCUUCAUAAUCCUUCAUCCAAAAAAGGGAGAAAAAUAUGCAGACGUUAUUUUCACUUGGCAGGAUGAAUCACAAGCCGAGAGAAAGUAAGACCAAUCGACAAAGUUAACCCUUUCUGCGACUGUGAAGGCAUGCCCCUUUUACACAUUAGACCGAGGAAAGUGCAAGCCUUGUCUGACAGCUCAGAUUUCUGUGAUAGCAAUAUUCAUGUGCAUUGUUAUGCUUUAAUCAAACUCACUUGACUUGUCAAAGUAAAAGGCCUUGUGUCAGACUUCCCACCAAAAGCUAGACUAUAGUCCACUAUUAGCUGUAGGCCAGUGGUGAUGCACCUGGAAUGUUGCUGUAUAAUCUUCACUGAUGUUCAGGAAUUUCAAAUAAUUAUCGCUAUCUAUUUUUAAUUGCAAAGUUCAUGCCAGGCAAAAGAAAAGGGCCAAAUGCACUUCUGUGGUCAUCAAAGUGUUUCCAUUUUGUUUUGUUAUCUCUCCCUGACAUACAGUAUAUAUGGCGAGCUAUUUUAGAGGAGCUCAGCCCAGACUAGCUGUUCAUCUGCCUGGACUGUCUGAAAAGGCUUUUAACUGAUAUGUACUUCAUUAACUAUUCAUCGGCCUGCCUCAUACGCUCUGACAAAAAUACUUUGGCAGAGUGUGAAAUCCUCUGCUGCUGUUUCUGCUCAGAAAGGGGACACGGAUUCAAAUAAAAAUCCUCACGUUAUUCAUCUGUAAUGGACACCAUUCUUUUAUGCGUCGUAUUUUCAGACGUAUUGGGACUGCUAAGCUGAUGUUUAGCAGAAAGGGGUGGAAAUUGGUUGUGCACACAAAUAUUGUUUUUUGUUCCUUUCUUGGUCCAGUUGCAAACAGGGGUGAAUAAUGGAUAUUUUUUGGGGGGGGUGAAAGAAUGUUUUCCUUGUAAAAGGUGAGCAAGGGUGUUCAUUGCCUUACCUUUUCUACAAAGCAGUAUUUAUAACUGUGGUUAUAUCAAGGACUCUACAUAGUAUUAAGAGGCUUGAAUGUUGUAGGUUAAGGGUCAUCAGUGGUGGAAUUAUAGUGUAGAAAGCACACCUACUGUAAUACGUGGCAAUUAUAGACAACAACUGCAGCAACAACAAAGGUUGUGAUUACCACCAUGUCUGUAUCUUUCUACAAAAUGAGUAUUCACGGUAAUAAGAAGGUAUGACUCAUAGUAUUUUCGAUGGUUCCUUUGCAUACUUGGCAUACAUUACAUUAUCCCAUCUUUUUUAUUUUUUUCCUUCAUCAAAUGAAAGUCCUUGAAUGGCAAACUGGCUCACUUGGUCUUGUGUAAUUUUCCCGCAGAAACAAACGGCUACGGUUGGCUUGCUGCUGUAUCAGGACUCAGAGUAAUUCUCCCUAAAGCACAUUGAUUCAGAUUGGAAUAAUUACGCUAAAUGACUUGGGGGUCAAUUGACGCAAAGUGCUAAAAUGGUUGGAGCUGCGAGGGCUUAAGAUGGGUUACACUCUCCUCCGUAAUUUUUAAGUGGUAAAAAGAAGCCUUCCUGUGAAAAUAAAUGUCUGUAAUGUCUAAAAUUGACCGCUGUUAAUCUUAUUAUCCCACCUAUUGACCUCUUCUGCAAAUGAAACAUCUAGGACGAUAUUGGGGUUCUUUUUUGCUCGAUUUUUAUUUAUCUUUGGUGUCAUUGUUGUUCUUUUUGCUUUUUUUUACCCAUCUUUCAUGCAGUUCUUGUGUUGAUGACUAGUGACACAAUUCUAAUGAGAGUGAAAAGCUUCAGUACAGUCGAGAACUUUCAAAUGGGGAGAGAAAAAGUAAUAUUUCAAACCAAGCUGUCUUCUCCAACACUCUUGACUGAUUGUAUGAAAUCAGAGGGAGCGGUGGAGUGUAGAUAUCAGAUUGAAUAUGUGUGAGUCUUUGGCACUGCUUUCACUGUGGCUUUUCACUCUUGGAAUGGUUUUAAUAGUAUGAUUCAGUCGCUGACAUAAACAGUAACCAAAGUUACCUUUUUUUGUUUCCAUGACAAAAAAUGUUGUUGUUGUCCAAUGUAUGUGCCUUGAAAUUAACUUACAAUGUAAAGUCCUUGAAACCUUUAAAUGUUUUUGCACAAAAUGUAAAUACAGAAAUGAAACUUUUUGAAAAUAAAAGAGCCAUGGGAUUUGAUCAUUUAUUCCUAAAAACA
Messenger RNA from Sardina pilchardus (European sardine), 6761 nucleotides. It is a transcript of the gene flrt2, whose product is annotated as fibronectin leucine rich transmembrane protein 2. The record is from RefSeq and is a predicted model, not a curated record. The transcript is spliced from 3 exons. Gene Ontology annotation, molecular function: protein binding. NCBI's taxonomy places the organism in Eukaryota, Metazoa, Chordata, Actinopteri, Clupeiformes, Clupeidae. Bases 876 to 2873 code for a protein of 665 amino acids.